This is a messenger RNA of Symbiodinium sp. CCMP2456, 777 nucleotides long. NCBI's taxonomy places the organism in Eukaryota, Dinophyceae, Suessiales, Symbiodiniaceae. The record is from the annotation of a GenBank genome assembly.
AUGACCGACCUGUCUGGGGAUGUGCUGGUUCUGAACACAUUACAAGACAAUGACCGGGUGGGAGAGAGGAAGCGUUUCCAAUUGCAGGGAGGUCAUGUCGACAUUUGCGAAGAGCUUGGCUCAUCCUUAGACGACUCGCCGCUAGAGGGAGCCGAUGUUGCGAAUUUGUCUUAUUCUGUGUACAGUAACACCCUAUGGGACGGCUCGCUGCUUCUCGCCUCAUUUCUGCGGUCCCAGCCGUGGCGUGUGCGGGGUCAGCGUGUUCUGGAGAUUGGCGCUGGAUUGGGCUUGCCCUCCAUCGUCGCUGCUGCCAUGGGCGGUCAUGUUAUCGCGACGGAGCAGUCACCGUUGGACUUGCUUCGUCGAGAGGUUUGUCGGAACAAGGAAGUUGUUGAGGCAGGAGGUGGUUCCAUCGAUGUUCAAGAGUUGGACUGGGCUGAGAGUCCAGAACACGUCAGUCAGCGUCUUGGCUCCUUUGACGUUGUGCUGGGCUGUGACAUUCUGGCUGGCGUCAAGCCGGGCACUGCGCAUUUCCGCCAAAUCCUGGACAUCGUCCAGAGCGUUGGCACAGCUUGGGCGGCAUGCUUCCUGACCUGGGUGCCUCGUUGCGGAGUUGAGGUUGGACGCUUGAUGGCAGCUGUGGAGACUACACUCCCAGGCUGGAAGGCGACGUUCCUGGACGGGUCUGUUCUGGAAGCUGCAUACAGGACUGAUGGUGCUGAGAUGUUGCUUCUGACUAGAUCUCGACAGCUUCACUCGAUGAACGAGCUGGACUAA